GGGGUGAUUUUGGUUAAUUUCAUCAUUUUCCCUUGUCUUAGCAAACUAGCGCUCUCUAGUCAAAUAGUAUCGCACCAUUUGGAUACAUUUUGAAUUCAACAGCCCGUGUGUUUUUGCACAUUGAAUCUUCUACAAUUGUAGGACUUGUUGAAACGACGCUGCGCUGCAAAAAAACUUCCCGUCGCAGUUUCAUUUUCACUUUAAGUGUAUAAAACAACUCGCACUGCGUGACUCCGCAGUUUUAAACGUGACGCUCGUCGUUUGUAUACCUUACUGUAGAUCGGUGUACUUCCCUGGUUCGUUCUCAGUCAGUCUGGAGAGCCACGCCAGAUCGGCCUAUUACUGACCAUUAGGCCUAAAUAUGAGAAACACAGAUAAGUUUCCUCCUGCUUUGAGCUGACGCUGCUGCUAAAGGCCGCCUUCCAGCAUGGGAGACAGGCGUUCACCUGUCGCCUACCUGUCCGAGCUGUCGGACCUCUCUCACUUCCUCCUCCAAACACCUCCAAUCUCUCCUGCGCCGCCUCGGCCUCAUUCGCAGUCUAUGGAGGCACUGGAGUUCCAAAACAUGCUGCUGAAAGUGCAGGAUUCUCUUAGCCAACCUGAGGUGCUGGAGCUGGUCUUCCUCUGCACUGACCUACUCAGGAAAGACCUCAGCACAGUAACCUCAGCCACAGAUCUGUUCUCUCUGCUGCUGAAGGAGGACCUGCUGUCCUCAGAAGACCCUUCUCUGCUCACGGAGCUGCUGAGGAUCAUCAAACGCAACAAACUGAUCCAAGAGCUGUGCUUGGGUACACAGCUUUUAAAAAAACACAUCUCCCCAUACAGAGAGCUGUUGUAUGAGUUGGCAGAGAACAUCUCAGCUAAUGAUCUAAAGAACAUUAAGUUCUUGUUGAGCAAGACUCUACCUCUGAGAGUACUGGAGAAAGACGUGACAAUGCUGCAGUUGUUUCUGGAUUUGGAAAGAGUAGGUCUUUUGGAUGCUGAUCAUCUGGACACUAUAGAAAGAGUUAUUGGCUGCAACUAUCCCCGUUUACAGACAAGAAUCAAACAGUUCAAAAUGAAGACUGAUGCUGGCAUCACUGCUCCAGAGUCAAAGUGGAAGAAUAAAACUGAAUCACAGGACUUUUCUUUCACCAAAACGCCUGUUCAGCCUGUAUCCAUACCUCAAAAUGGGGACCCAAUAUCUGCUGUACACAAGCAAGGUAUGGAGUGUCCAGUGCUGUACCCCCCAUCGUAUUUUUCCCACCCCCAGUCUGCUGAGAUGCCAGCUUCACUGUUAUCUUUCUCAGGUGAUAAUGUGGAGGGACAGGUGGCUAACUUGAGUCUCAGUGAAAGUUCUGAUGAAGUGAAAUCACACCAUGUGGGGUUCACCUCCGUAGUUGAAGAAAAGAACUGUUCUGGCCCUAACCAACAAAGCACUUUGAAACUGGAGGAAUACCCUAUGAAAGGAAAUUGGAGAGGAUUCUGCCUGAUUAUCAACAACUAUGACUUCUCAAAUAGUUGCAUAUCAUUACGCAACAGAGAGGGAACAGACAAAGAUGCAGAAAAUUUAAAGACUGUGUUCAAUUGGCUGGGAUUUACUUCGGAGGUUGUGCGUGACUGCAGUAGAGCAAGUAUGCUGAGGAAACUGGAGAACCUGCGCAGUCGUGACCACAAACAGGCUGACUGUGUGGCAUGCUGUGUGCUGACUCAUGGCUAUGAGGGUGGUGUGUAUGGGGUGGAUGGGAUGAAGGUGGCGCUGAAGGAGCUGAUGGAUCCUCUGUGCGGACAUCAGUGCUACGCCCUCAGUGAGAAGCCCAAACUCUUCUUCAUCCAGGCCUGCCAGGGUUCAAACGAGCAGCAGGUGGUGUUCCUGCAAUCAGACGGCCCUAACGACAGCAUGGAGAUGGGCACAGUCUGUGAUGCUCGUGUGCCCAGAGAGUCCAUACCCUCAGGUGCUGACUUCCUCCUGGCCAUGUCCACGGUGCCAAACUUUGUUUCAUACAGAGAGAAAAUGAGCGGAACUUGGUUCAUACAGUCAUUGUGCAAGAACCUGCAACAGCUGGUGCCAAGGGGUGUUGAUCUGUUGUCGAUUCUGACUCAAGUGAACAAUGAUGUGAGCAGCAAGACGGACAAAACUGGACAAAAAAAGCAGAUCCCGCAGCCAGAAUUCACUCUGAGAAAAAGAGUCGCCUUCCCCAUUCCAAGCAGCUCUCCACCCUCUUAAAAUUCUUUUAACAGGAAUGUCAUCAGGACUGUUACUCACAGCGAUACACCUUUGUCAUUUGCAUAGCACACAAACAUAUACUUUUUUGAAAGACACAUUAGUAGAUGGAUAAUGAUCAUGUAAGUGUCUCCUAAUAUUACAUGUUGCAUACUUGUUUACCAAAUUGGAUGGGAAUCUUAAACAGAUGUGAUAUUAAAUGUGUAAAACAUUAAAUGAAAUGACAGGCUUACGGGUAAGUCAUAUAAAAUGACAGGUCUGACUGUAUUGCAUGUGUUUUGUAAAGAAUUUUAAAAUGUUUUUUUUUUACAAACAGUAAAUUUUACAAAUAUAUUUUAAUUACCAAAUAAUUCCACUAUUUUCAUAUGGAUCAAUUCAUGGACUAUGGUUUCAUGCAUACUGUUUUUUUUCCCUUGGUCAAGUUAUCUAAUUUGCUUGUCUUGCAAUAUGAUUCUUUAUUGUCUAUAUCUCAUUUAUUUUCUCUUGGCUCGUUUCUGUUUUUUUAUUUUUCUUCGUAGUUGUAAUCUAUACAUUGAUUUACCAUAUAUUUUCUUGAUUUCACAAAUGGCUUAUAGCCAAUGAUUUGUGAAAGUAAGGCAUUUUCUUGCAUAUUUUAGUUUAGUUAUGCAUAGGUGAUGGUUUACUGUAGUUUCAGUUAUUUCAUACUCCAGUUUUCACACUCCAAUUUUAAGGUGGAAAAUCAGGCGUUGCAGUGUAAAUCACCCUGCAUUAAUCAAAGUGCAGAAUGCAGAAUGGUGCUGUUUUCAUGAUUCAUAAACAUAAGUAAAGGAACCAGAUGCCUGGUUGGAACCAGCUGAAUCCUGAAGUACAUCAAUCAUUGCCUGAUCAAUAACUGGUGUCAAUAAAAUAUGCUUCAGCAACUGAGAUGUUUUCUCAUUUUGCUUAGGUAAUGCAGUUUUGUUUAUGCUAAAUGUUGAGGGAAGUUACAGUGCUUGAAUUAAAUUGUCCAAGCUACAGAUAGCUUUAGUUGUAAGAACACAUGCAUUUGGUGUUUUGUAUUAUAAGGUGAUGACUGUUUAAAAAUAAAAAAGUGAGCAUCUGAA
Molecule: messenger RNA, 3267 nt
Organism: Pygocentrus nattereri (red-bellied piranha)
Lineage: Eukaryota; Metazoa; Chordata; Actinopteri; Characiformes; Serrasalmidae
Gene: casp10
Product: caspase 10, apoptosis-related cysteine peptidase
Exons: 14
Coding region: 428-2206 (592 amino acids)
Biological process (GO): proteolysis; negative regulation of extrinsic apoptotic signaling pathway via death domain receptors
Molecular function (GO): protein binding; cysteine-type endopeptidase activity
Source: RefSeq, a predicted model, not a curated record